AUGGCUUCUGCUAAGAAAGGUGCUACUUUAUUCAAAACUAGAUGUCUACAAUGCCACACCGUCGAAGAGGGUGGUGCUAACAAGGUCGGUCCAAAUUUGCAUGGUGUUUUCGGUCGUGUUUCCGGUACUCAUCCUGGUUUCUCCUACUCUGACGUUGUGUCCAAGAAGGCUGUCACCUGGGAUGAAACAACUUUAGAUGCUUGGUUAACUAAUCCAAAGAAAUAUAUUAAAGGUAACAAAAUGUCCUUUGCAGGUCUUAAGAAAGAAAAGGAUAGAGCUGAUUUAUUAGCUUAUUUGAAGGAUGCUACUAAAUAA
This is a messenger RNA of Saccharomycodes ludwigii, 315 nucleotides long. RefSeq names its product cytochrome c isoform 2 (gene CYC7). Lineage: Eukaryota; Fungi; Ascomycota; Saccharomycetes; Saccharomycodales; Saccharomycodaceae. The record is from RefSeq and is a predicted model, not a curated record. Gene Ontology annotation, molecular function: heme binding; electron transfer activity. Gene Ontology annotation, biological process: mitochondrial electron transport, cytochrome c to oxygen; mitochondrial electron transport, ubiquinol to cytochrome c. The coding region runs from base 1 to 315 and encodes 104 amino acids. Gene Ontology annotation, cellular component: mitochondrial intermembrane space. The transcript has a single exon.